AUGCAUUCAGUAUUCUCGCCUCAAGAAAGAUAAAAGCAAUCUGCCAGAUUUUAGGAGAACUAAGCAUCUAGUAGUUAGAUUUUCAUGUUCAAGCAGGAAGGGAAUAAUUGCUAAACGGGAGAUCCCUCUAAUUUUCUUACUAAUGGAGGAAGUUAAGGAGUCAUGAGAUCCCAAUAGUAAAAUCUGUUGAAUUUCAAUAAUCUGAAUAAUUCAACUCUCUCUCCCAUCACAAAUAAUUCAGUCAACAGUAUGAUGAAUAAUAAUCACACUGGAGCAGUCAGUCGAAGGGAAACUGGUGCCAACAUUAAUGAUUUAUAUUAACAGAAUUCUGCGCUCAGAAAUCUAAAGGAAAGUCAGGCAACAAAUAGAUUCAACUAUCCCCUCACUACUGGAAGGAAAGCUAAAGCAUACAAGAGUAUAAUGCAUAGCGAGUCUAAUAAUAAAUAAAACUUUUCAAGAAAGCUAUUUUCACCUCAAGACUCUGGACCUCACUCAGUGAGUAAUUAGGUAUUAUCUGCAGGUAAAUCAAAUGAAAAACUCAUGGACCGAUUUAUUCCGUGCCGAAUGGGGGAAAAUCUAUAAGCUAAGUUUGAAGCUGUCUCUUAAAAGUAAGAAGAAGAGUUUAAGUACAAUUACUCUAGAAACAGCUAGCUUAUUAACUCACUAGGCUUGACUGGAGAAGGAGAGCCAAUGGACGCUGAUCAAUCAGGGGUAAUAAAUGGUAACUAAUUAGGUUAAAACCCUAACAAUACAUCUAAUACUACUAAUAGACAUCAAAGGGGCUUCUCAAAUAUCUUUGGUGGUAUUUCAACCCUAGAUCAAGUUAACGGCUAUAGAAUAACACCACAAUCCCAAACUGGAUAAAAUAUUGGGCCGAAUUAGCGUGACGACUCGCAUAAUUUGCACAACUAUAAUAACUUAUUAGAACAAUAAAUAUUUAACGGCUCUGAAUAAAGUGAAGACCCAAUCCUAGAUUCUAACAGAAAUCUCUCUUUAUUUAACACCUAGAACAACGAUUUCAUGUCGUCAUUUGCUAUGAAAGAGAAUCUAGAUGUGAAUGUUUAGAACAGUAAAAAUUAACAGCAGUUUGGUUAAGGCGCCAAUGGCAGUAGCCUACUGAACAGUAAACUCUUUAAGUUUAAGAAAUAAACUGGAGUAGUUAGAUAAUUUGGAGAUAAUCUCUCAACUCAUCCUUUCACAUCUCUGAUAAAUCUAGAACCGGAGCAAUAAUAAUUGCCAGUUGAGUAAAUUCAUCGUAAAAUUCCUCAAUAACCUUACAAAGUUCUAGAUGCGCCUAAUCUUAAUGAUGAUUUCUAUCUGAACUUAGUUGAUUGGUCAUCAUCAAAUAUUCUAGCUGUAGCCCUAGGACAGUCUGUAUAUAUAUGGAAUGCAUGCACCUCAACGGUCUCUUAACUGUGUGAUCUCGGUGAGGAUAAUUACGUCACUUCAGUUUCUUGGUCAUAGAGAGGCUCUCAUCUUUGUGUGGGAGACGGGAAUGGAGAGAUAUAAAUAUGGGAUGUGAAUCAUUAAAAAAAUAUUAGAACUCUCGCAGGCCAUUAAAACAGAGUUGGCUCCUCAUCAUGGAAUGGCUCACUCAUUGCUACUGGCAGUCGAGAUAGAUCAAUUCUGAUUAGAGAUGUUAGAGCUUAGGAAAAUUUCCAUUAAAAGCUUCUAGGCCACAAAUAAGAAGUAUGUGGCUUAAAGUGGAGUUUCCACGAUGAAAACUAACUCGCAUCUGGAGGCAAUGAUAAUAAACUAUUCAUAUGGUCUCAGCAUAGUAAUACUCAUUAAGCUAAAUUCUCUUAGCAUCAAGCUGCAGUUAAAGCCAUCGGCUGGAAUCCAUAAUAGAGAGGCUUAUUAGCUACAGGCGGUGGCACUGCAGACCAAUGCAUCAGAUUCUGGAACACUUUAACACUUCAACCAAUAAACUUUGUCAAUACUGGUUCUCAAGUGUGCAAUUUGAUGUUCUCUAAGACAAAUGAUGAACUUGUGAGUACUCACGGUUACUCAUUAAACCAGGUGAUUGUGUGGAAGUAUCCAUCAAUGGAGAAGAUAGCCACUCUCACAGGACAUACUUACAGAGUCUUAUACCUCGCUAUGUCCCCAGAUGGCUCAUCAAUAGUUACUGGAGCAGGUGACGAGACUCUACGAUUCUGGAACGUUUUUCCCAAAUCUAGAAGCAGCAAGGGCGCAGUCGGUACCGGAGUUAUUGGCAACGGUAAUUCAACUCUUUUUCCAUCAAGCAUCGACUUUAGAUGA
Molecule: messenger RNA, 2259 nt
Organism: Stylonychia lemnae
Lineage: Eukaryota; Ciliophora; Spirotrichea; Sporadotrichida; Oxytrichidae
Source: the annotation of a GenBank genome assembly